Zonotrichia leucophrys gambelii is the source of this 2181-nucleotide messenger RNA. RefSeq names its product V-set and immunoglobulin domain containing 1 (gene VSIG1). Gene Ontology annotation, cellular component: plasma membrane; basolateral plasma membrane. Gene Ontology annotation, biological process: epithelial cell morphogenesis; maintenance of gastrointestinal epithelium. The record is from RefSeq and is a predicted model, not a curated record. The coding region runs from base 1 to 1104 and encodes 367 amino acids. NCBI's taxonomy places the organism in Eukaryota, Metazoa, Chordata, Aves, Passeriformes, Passerellidae. The transcript has 8 exons.
AUGUGUGCAACAGUGCUGAAGAUAUUUCCAAUUCUAGCCAUCCUUGCAGGCCACACCAGCGGGGUCAUGGUGACAGUCCCUGAGAAGACAGUGAAUGUCACUACAGGUGGAAAUGCAACUCUCCUCUGCACAUACACCAGUCCUGGAACCCUGGGAAAUUUCUUUAUUCAGUGGAGUUUUUACAGUGCCAAAGAGAGCCAGCUGCAUACCCAUUCCCCAUGCCAUGGUAUUCUGAGUAUGGAUGAAAAGUCAGUCAGUCUUUGUCAAAAGACGGUGUAUGUGACAGAUGCACGGGGAAGAUGUAGCUGGAGAUACAAGAUCUAUUAUUAUUCAGGGGGCCAGUCUUACUCCUAUGGAGCAUUUAAGAACAGGAUAACAGCUUCAACAAGUCCAGGGAAUGCAUCAAUAACAAUUUCCAACAUGCAGCCCUCAGACACUGGUUCCUACACCUGUGAAGUUUUCAGCCCUCAGGGUGAUGCUGGACAGAGUCAAAAAUCUGUGAUUGUCAAUGUGCUGGUCAAACCAUCAAAACCUUUCUGCAAAGUAGAAGGAACCCCUGAGAAAGGCCAUCUGAUCUACCUCCUAUGCAACUGUGAAGAGGGGUUGCCUCGCCCCACCUACCGCUGGUACAAGGUCGAUGAGAACACCCUCAAGCCUGUGAGAGAACAACUUGAUCCAAACUCUGGCAUCCUUUACAUUGGCAACCUCACCACCUUUGAAACUGGCUACUAUCGGUGCAUAGCCAGCAACCAGCUGGGGAACAGCACCUGUGAGCUGGACCUAACAGCAAAACAUUCAGAUGGUGGUAUUGUUGCUGGAGCACUGAUUGGAGCAAUUCUGGCAGCUGCUAUAAUCUGCAUUAUUGUCUGGGUCUUAACCAAGAAGGCAAAAAAUAGGAAGUCAGCAAAUAAUGAGAUGCAAGAAAUGGUUCAGAAACAAUCCAAUGCAGACUAUGUUCAGGUACCCAAUGAAGAAAACAUUCCUGUGACCACAGUUCCAUCGAGCAAUGCAACAAAUGAAUACCCAAGUGUUGAUGAAACAGCAGCUCCUGCAACACCUGAAAAUGAUGAGAAGCAAGAAGCAGAAAAAGAAGAAACAGCCUAGAGUUUAUAAUAGUUUUCUUUGUCACCUUUGGACCCCUUUGUACAAAAAUUGUUGUCAUUGAAUUAACAUGGAAACAUGACUAAAACUUGUAUUCAAGGCAUUUGUAUUGUGACCCACUGGGGUGGAUCAAAAAGAGUCUGUUACACAGGCACUUUGAAAAUACCAGAAGAUUUGGCCUUUAAAGUAAACCAAAUUUAUUUUAUUAUCUAGUUAUACAGUACAAAAAUUUACGUAUAAAAAGAAUAUCAUCAACGUCAACCUAUUUUGCAAAACGAAUUAGGAAAUAGGCUGAAGCAUUUGUUAAAGUAAGAGCUUUCCAGUGAACUCCCAGUAAUGCUGUGUGUGCACAGAGUUCAGAAGCACAGCAGCCUUGUCCAGAAACAGUGUUAGCCAGCCUGCUUCAUGUGCACCAAGUAAUCAUGGCCAGUACAUUGCAGUGUUUCAAGGAACUGAUUUUGCACAUCAGAAUUAAAAACAGGUUACAUUAUUGUCAUCAGAAUGCUGAAUCAUCUGUUAACAUCUUCACAGAUGUUGAGACUUGAGUCAAGAAAAUCUUGUGUGCCCGAAUUUCACGUAAGCUUAAAAAAAAAAAAAAUCCAGGAAAAUUUUACCCCAUUGCUGCCUGACAUGGAAAACAUUCUGUUAACAUUGACCUCCUUGGCCUAAAGCUCCCAAGGGUGCCAGUGUUACAGAGUUGUCCGUUUCAGCAAUUCUGAUUUUCAGUUUAAUGGAACUGGCAUUUGGGUACCCAGUUCAGACAGAAAUGACUGUUGUACACAACAGAAGCUGGAAAUCUAAAUCCUUUGCAAGGCUGUUCCAAUAGGCAUGCACAGCAUCACAUUCCUCAUGACACACAGAUAAAGCUGCUUUCAAAACUUAGGAGUGAUGCUGCCUUCUGUACAACACAUGAGUUUUAAUUGCUUCCUCUGUCUGAGAUGAUUUAAAUCUCUUUCCAGGCUAGUCCUACCCACUAAGCAACAAACUCAGGCUACUUUUCUUCUGGUCUCUUAUCCCAGUGUACCAAUCUAUCUUCUGUAGAUGAAAGCAUCAAGAGGGAAGUAAGUGGUGCACAGCACA